Debaryomyces fabryi is the source of this 900-nucleotide messenger RNA. RefSeq names its product putative ATP-dependent kinase. Gene Ontology annotation, cellular component: cytoplasm. Bases 1 to 900 code for a protein of 299 amino acids. NCBI's taxonomy places the organism in Eukaryota, Fungi, Ascomycota, Pichiomycetes, Serinales, Debaryomycetaceae. The transcript has a single exon. The record is from RefSeq and is a predicted model, not a curated record.
AUGACUACAUUAACUAGAAGUAUUGAGUACUUGUCCCCUAUUAUAGACUCUUAUGUACGCAGUGUACCUGAAAAAGCUUUGGUUGUUGGAAUAAGUGGACCCCAAGGUUCGGGAAAGUCUUAUUUGACAAAUGAAUUGGGUCCUCAGUUGAGGGUAUUGUACCCCAAAUUAAACAUAGUUCUGUUUCUGAUGGAUGAUUUAUACCUUACGCAUGAAGAUCAAUUGGAGUUGACUAGUCGUUCUCGCGAAUAUAUGGAUGAUAACAAGCUAUUGCAAGGCCGGGGGCUCCCUGGUACCCAUGACAUUACCUUGGGGGCUGAUCUUUUCUCGAAAUUAAUGAACAGAAGUCCAGAACUGGCCACGAGAAAGAUAUCAAUUCCUUUCUAUGAUAAGGGUGCAUUCAAUGGUGAAGGUGAUAGGUCUCCGGAAUGUAACUGGAAUGUGGUCCAAACUCCAGUAGACGUGAUUAUCUUUGAGGGAUGGUUCAAUGGUUUCCAACCUUUGUCAUUUGAUCAAUUACGAGUGAAAUAUUUAACUUCAGAUCUAAAUAAAUCCGUUCUACAAAGGCAUAAGAUGUUCCAUGUUGAACAGGUGAAUGAGAACUUAAAAGAAUAUGCCAAAUUAUGGUCAUUGUUCGAUUAUUUCAUUUACUUGGAAACAGAUUCUUUGCAGAACGUUUACAAUUGGAGAUUGGAACAGGAGCAUUAUCUCAAAGCAACUACUCCAGCAGGUACUGGUAUGACUGAUGAAGAAGUCGUUAGGUUUGUUGAUCGAUACAUGCCAAUCUACGAACUAUAUUAUGAUACAAUGUGUAGUAAUGGAUGUGUUCCAAUAGGGGGCCAUAAUCUCAAAUUAGUUAUUGAUGCAAAACGUAAUAUUUUGGAUUCUAUGAUCUAUUAA